Scatophagus argus is the source of this 6044-nucleotide messenger RNA. RefSeq names its product roundabout, axon guidance receptor, homolog 4 (Drosophila) (gene robo4). Lineage: Eukaryota; Metazoa; Chordata; Actinopteri; Scatophagidae. Bases 217 to 3483 code for a protein of 1088 amino acids. Gene Ontology annotation, biological process: cell-cell adhesion. The transcript has 19 exons. Gene Ontology annotation, molecular function: protein binding. The record is from RefSeq and is a predicted model, not a curated record.
CUUGGAGUUGGUGUGGUUGCUAAAAGUACGAAAUCAAAUUGGCGUUGAUAUUCAUGACAGGACGGCAUUUUUAAGAAAAGUUGCUGCUUAAAUUUAUAAUAUUAUAGUAGUUCAAAACAAAGGAAAUUAGAUGUUGCUUAGACAAUUGUUAAAUUUGCUUAUAUAUGAAGUGACUCGGAAAUAUUUCUGUGACUGUUAAUAACUCCGCUGUUAACGAUGAGCAGAAGUGUUUUGUUGUGCCUACCCUUCACAGUAUUUGGAGUUCUUUUAUCAGGUUCCAGAGCUCGUGCAGAGGACACACCUCCCCGCAUCGUCCACCACCCCUCUGACGUAGUGGUGAAACUCGGGAGUCCCGCCAGACUCACCUGCCGGGCAGAAGGCAGCCCAAAGGUGAUCAUAGAGUGGCUGCGAAAUGGACAGCCUCUGGAGAUGUCAAAGGGAGAUGGACAGCUGCAGCCCCUGGUUUUGUCAGAGGGGAGCCUCUUCUUCCUGAGUGUAGGAGUGGGCAAGCGAGGACAGUCACACGAGGGGGUCUAUGCCUGCGUGGCCAAGAACAGUGCAGGCAAGGCCACCAGCCAUAAUGCAACACUGCAUAUUGCAGCAUUGGAGGAGGAGUUCAGUGUGCAGCCCAGUGAUGUGGAGGUUUCAGAGGGGGAUGUGGCUGUCUUAAAGUGUGGCCCUCCAAAGGGCCGCCCUGAACCUAAUGUCAGCUGGAAGAAGGAUGGUUUUCCUAUAAACAACACUGAUCACCACUACACUGAGCUGAGUGGAAAGCUUAUCAUCGAUCCUGCAGAGAAGUAUCACUCCGGUGCUUAUGUGUGUGUGGCCAGCAACACUAUGGGAGUGAGAGAGAGCAGGGCUGCUCGUCUCUCAGUGUUGGCUAAACCAGUGCUGGUGCUGAAGCCAGAAAAUGUGUCUGUGAGAAUGGGGGAGUCUGCCCAGUUCUAUUGCCAAGCUAAAGGUGACCCCCCGCCUGCUGUGGUCUGGAGCAGGGAGCAAGGGUCUCUCCCCAAUGGCAGAUAUCUAGUAAAUCCGGACCAGACACUUCAGAUCCAUUAUGUGAAAGCUCAAGAUGCUGGGAAGUACAUCUGCACUGCUGCCAAUGAUGUAGGUGAAGUCACAGCCAGUGCACAGCUGCUAGUUGAAGAGGCUGCAAGCACUAAACAGAAAGACCUCCACAAAGAGCUGUCAGCUCUACGAGUUUCUCUGGAAAAUGUCACCAUCAUGGCCCCUGGGUCUAACAUAUCCCAAGUACAGUGGAAGCUGCAGUCCUUCUCAGGCCAGCCUCAUUACCUCGAUGGCUUUGAGGUUCUGUAUCGCUCUCUGCUGCCAGCCAGCUCUGACUGGGCAGCAAAGAAGGUGAUGCUGCCCAGCUUCCAGACUCAGGUGGGCCCCUUAAAGAGAGGCUACAAAUAUGAGUUUAAAGUUCGUCCUUAUGGCAGCAACUUGUAUGGGAGGGAGAGCAACACUCGGCACCUCAGAGUCCCUGAGACAGUGCCCAGCGCCCCUCCGCUGGCUGUGUCCAUAACAGUGAGCCAUGAGCAGAAUAACACCAUCCAUUUGAGCUGGGAGCCUCCUCCUCAUGACACCCACAAUGGUAUCAUACAGGGUUACCAGGUGUGGUGUGUGGAAUCUGAGGAGCAGCAGUACCAAAACUGGACAGUGAAUAGUGGCCAACACAACCUUGACAUCUCUACUGUCAAGCCAGGGAAACAGUACUGGAUCACUUUAGCAGCUAUCAAUGGAGCCGGAGUAGGAAUGCUCAGCGACCCCCAUGGAUUUGUCAUCAACCCACAAAUAGGCAAUCCUCCUGAAACAGAAGACCAAACACAGGAUCUCUCUCAGGUCCUGGCCCUGCUUCAGGACCCAGUGUUGAUCGGCAGCAUUGGUGCCCUCUUGUGGUGUGGUUUGAUGGUUGCAGCUGUCUGCCUCUUCAAACGCCACAGCAGGACAGGCCGCCUGUUACCAAGACAUGGCAGGGCUAAAGGUUUGCACAGACUAGCCAGUGAAGAUCUCAUCAUAAAACACAGGAUGGUAGCUCCAGACUCCCCUUGGAUCUCUGGUGGCUGGAGACCUGCCCUUAGCCACAAGUAUCAGGACUUAUGGGCCAAAGGUCAGAGUCAUCCAGGAAUCAGGAGCACCAGCCUUCCAGUGUCAUCCAAGAAGGACCCCAGCUGCCUGGACUCAGCUGUCCCCAUUGUGACUGACAGCUGUGGUGUUUAUGGCACUUUUUACAUGGACCUGAUGGGCAAUGGCCUCAAGACCUUCAACAGUCCUGGGCGUUGCCCUAAAAUGCCUCAUGGUCUCCUCCAUCAGCAAGGAACUGAGACCAUCCAGAUAUUCACUCAACCUAUCGCAAAGACCUCAUCCCUCGGUAACCAGGAGGUGCUACCAUGGAAACAAGCCAUACGCCCACAGCCUAAGAUGGGUGUGCUGAGGGAGUCAUGGGAGAAGAACCACAGCAAGCAGGAGUUGCAUGCAGUGAACAGUGUCCCCAUAAUGCCAAUCAGGAACCAGGCUUGUUCAUCCAACAUCUACAAACAGAGACUCAGUCACAUACCAUCAGGCCAGCACGGUGGACACCCAGAGUCUAGUAAAGUCACUGGCUGUCCCCGCCUACUGCAUUACUCUGCAUCGUUACACCUAGUGGACAUGCUACCCCCACCACCACCAUUGCCCAUAGAGGACACCAUGGACACACACAGCCUCACCUCAGAUGAAGGGUCCAGUCGUUCUACAAAGCUAACAGUGGACAUGGGCUCUCUCCAGUCAGUGUGUGCUGCAUCGGGCCACCACUGUGGCCAGCAAGGACCCACCACCACCAACGGCAACAGCCAUCCGUCAACUGCAUCAUGUUACAUGUCAGUGGAUGACGAACAGGGCGGCACGCUGACGGCAGAGGAAGCCACUCAGUACCUGGAGCUCAGUCCUAAACCUGAGAGAUGCAGCAGUGCCCUACCUGAGCAGCGUCCCUCCCUUUCCCACCCCUUCUCCAGCACCUUGGGCUACAUCUGUGGGCCGGUCCGGUCCACUCAGCUGGAGGAUGACCUUGCCACCAGUGAGCUUGAAGCCCCACCAAUUGGCUUGCGACGUGCCCGCCUCCAGAGCACGCCUUCUUCCUGCUACAGUGAAUGGGACAGCUCACUGUGGAACACCUGGAGCUCAGUCACUGAUGGCAACAUGGCCAGCACGCGCACCAGCCUCAUCAGCUCGGUGGACAGCUGCUACACCAAUGACAGCACCAACUUCGCCCGCUUGCUGGCUGUGGCAGCAGAGACCAUGAGUGGAGCCUCCUUGUCAGACUUCUCUCCGCCAGCGUCCCCCCUCAGCGCAUUGUAUCCCUCAUUUCGCGUAGAAGGCGACUCAUUCGGGGAGCUUGAGCCUGUUCCUGCGUGGGACUGGAAUAUGGCCUGGGUGGAGGAAAUGGAGUCUAAGUACAGAGCACACUAUCCUGGCAGACACACCAGACCCUUCGACACUUAGAGACAGUGCCAGAAGAGUAAGAGAGACAACGGAACUGAAUUGUGACGACUUCAGGAGCGUCUCAAAGCGAUGCCAGAACUGCAAGGCUGGAAGGGACAGAUGUGACACUGCAGCUGUUAUUGAUUUACUUCUCUGAGAGUGCCAGAAAUAAUUUGGAGAUGUGACUAAUGCAGGGUUUCACGUGUAGUGAUUUCUCCAACAAGAGUAGAUAUGAGUCUGGAUUUUGUGUAUAAUUGGAACCAACUUCUAGAUGUUUGAGACACCUCUGCUAGUAAAUGCACAUGUGUUAUCUGUUUUCUCAGUAUACCUCAGGGCAGUCCAGCAACUAUUUUGUAUCCUUCAAAUGACUUCCAUUGAGUUUCUAAAGUUUUUUUUUAUCCCUCUCUGUAUCUUUUCCUCUCAUUAAAGAAUAGGAUAAUGAGAUACUUCCCCAGGGAUGUUCUCACCCCGUGUGUUUUGAAAAGGCCAGGAAGACACAAAGACAGGAUAUGAGACAGUGAGAAAGCAGUCAUUACGGUAGGCAGAGUUUUCCUCACAGCCCUUAUUUUUUCUUUUGUUAUUUUCAUAGUGUGUUUGCUUAUUAGAGCUGAGGUCCUAGCACAGACAGAAUAGCAUAGUGAUUUUGUACAAACUGUUUUACUGAUCAAGUGUAAAUAUGCAGCGUUUUCAACAAAUGUUAUUUAAGGAAUUUUGAACACAUUCCAGACCAUUUUCUGUCUCCAUGUUUAUUUUGGUGAUUUCUUUUGCAUUCUGGAAAUUAUUUUAUAUUUGAUGAUUGUUUUUGUCUUUCUACUACCUUUAUACUACCUUUUCCACUAUUCAGAAUUCCUUUAUUUUCAGAAUUCCUUUAUUUAUCCCCGACGGGAAAUUCUAAGGCCUUUUAAAUGUAAUCCAGCGUUUGCAUUAGACACAACAUUCUGUAGUUCAGAAUAGCACAAGUAGAAAAUGUUCUUUUUAAAAAGUCAUUAUGUUCACAUAUAAUUGUAUUAACUUGAGAUUUUAUCUUUGAAUAACAUGAAUGUUAGUAAUUUUUCAACAGAAGGUAUUGUAAAAUCAAAAGUGCUGUAUGCAUAGCUUAGUCUUUGCAUGCUUGGUGUAUUUUUUAUAUACAGAAUACUGUAUAAAGUAACUAAUUUGCAUUUUAUUUUGUUCCCAUUACAUUAAAGAUGAAUUUCCUAGUUUUUAAAAAAAACAAAUCUUUGUAUUGAUUGUUUUCUAAGGCCUUCUGGAAUUGGAUUUGGGUUGAGUUCAAGCUGAGUUAUAUUUUAAAAUAACCACUGCACAGGAUGUAUCUGCAGUGUCUCGUCGAUUGUGGAGAGUUUUAUUGCCUCGCUGUUUCGCCUUUCCUUGGGAGUGUCUGUGGAUGAACUGAAGUAUCUCUGCAUUCCACACUGUCCCUUUGUGGCCUGGGGGCAGGAUUUUAAUUGACCGUUGCUGUUCUUAAUGACUGUGUGGAGCAGGAAGGUGAUGUUUAGAACUCAUCUGUUCAGUUUGAUUAACCAAGGCGAACAUGGCUGCUUUACCUGAUAAUGACUUCUAAUUACAAACCAUCAGAGGAAAUAAUUACGCUUUAAUCUAAGUUUGUGUUUAUACAGAAACAGGAAAAGUAUGAUUUAUAAGUGUGUGUGUCUAACUACUGUUUCCACUCCUAAGGAGGAUUUCAUGUUGUUCCCCCCAGUUUAAAGCAGAUUAUGUUCACACACUUAUGACUUUCAGUCAAACCUCGCCUGGGAUGUCUGAGUAUUAAGGGAGGAAAAGCUGUUAGGCCCAGCAGAUAUUCUUACAGUAAAUCUAAUAUGAUUCCCUCAGUGACUUUGUGUUCAGGAUGAGUGUUUGUCAUGCAGCUGCAAAGUAAAGCACUCUCUUUCUCAAAGUAAUCCGUGUCUUAUGUGUGGGCUGCUAAGGUCAAUGAGACGAAGAAUGUUGAACUGAGAAAUGCUUUGCUGUCUGUUUCAUUUAUAGGCUGCACAGGAGCAGCCAUGCCAGUAUCAGAAUUUAUGUGUGGAGCAUUUAAAAACCAAAACCAGUCCAUAAUUACCCGAGUUGAAAAAAAAACAAGUAGGGAUGUGAGGUACAGGGCUAAUUUUUUUUGCCUUUUCAAAAGAGGUGCAAACUUUGUUUCUGCGCAAAAAUAUGAAAGCAAAAGCUUUUAUCGUAGCUUUUUUUUUCCCUUUUUAAUUUCAUUUAUGGAGAUCAACGAGCCUGCUUGAUUUGUGGUUUCUUUCAGAUAAAAUCAAGGCGGACCUGAAAUUAGGAGAAAAGUCAAAGGAGGCAAAAAACAUCAAUAAUUAAGUCAAACAGGCUUUCUUGCACUAAAAACAAGCUUUGAACUAUUAAACUGCGUCUCACAUUUAAAAUACUAGUAUAUGCAAUGCAGCAAGCACUGGAUUGUGUGUGUGUGUCUGUGUAUGUCUGUGAGUGUGUGCAUGUUCAUGCCCGUGCACACGUUUGCAUGCAUACAUGUGUGUGUACUGGUCUGCCAAAGGGAUUAUCCUUCAUCUGUCUCCUCCGCUAAAGGCCAUAUGUUUCCACACAAAGCUUACAGCUCCUCUGAGCAGCAC